AUGGGGCCGGGACAAGCUGCUGGCGGGGUGGCGAUCCUGUCGUUCGGCAAGCACAUCCGCUUCUCCGACGUGACAUCUGACACAACAGGGAGGCUCUUGGGGGUGACAGUGGAAGGAGGGGAGGAGCCUUUCAGACUGGUUGCCGCGUACCUCCCUGCACAGGCCUGUAACAGGGCGAAGUUUCACAAGGAGCAUCUGGAGCCUUUUGUGCUAGCUCAACCACAGUCGAAACAUAUGGUGCUGGUGGGAGACCUCAACAUGAUAGCAGACCCAGACCUGGACAAGUCGUCUGGGGUGGGGUCAGGAAGAGAGAAUCAGCGGUUUCUCGAGGCAUGGAGGACGCACGAUCUCCGCGAUGCCUUCCGGGUUCUGCAUCCCACAGAAAGGGAAUACACUUUCAAGGAUAGGGCCUCACAGUCAAAGACACGCAUCGACAGGGCUAUGGUGUCCAUGUCCUUGCUCGGCAACCUGGAAGGGGUGCGCCAUGUGGCAGUGCCGAGGAAUCUGACGGACCAUUGGUUCGCUGUCAAGAUAAGGCUGAAGUUCACCUCGACGCUCACGUACGGUCCGGGACUCUGGAGGUUCCAUGCGACAAGGGGAAAAAGGAGAGGGGUGAGAAAGGUUAUACAGGAAGUGGUGGAAGGUCUGAGCAAGGCAGGGAAGGUCUCUCUGGAGCAGGUGUUGCCUAAGCUCACGGCGGUUCUGCGAGCACACGAAAAAGAGGAGCGGAAGAGAGUUUUGGCCACCCAGCGACAUCUUACGGAGGAGGUGGAAAGGCUAAGGCACAUGAUCAUGGGUGGUUCGACGGAUGACAAGACGGAGGCGCUGCUGCUGUCCAGGGAAGAGCAGCUGGAAGCUUACCGGGAGAACGAGAGGGAGAGACUAGAGGUCUUUGCAGGACUCGCGGCAGAGCUGGAGGGGGAGAUCCCGUCACCACACCUCUCUGCUCAGAUGAAGAUGCGGAAAGACCGCACGCUGAUCGAGGAGGUGCAGUUUAAAGGAUCGUGCCGCAGGGGCUCCCAAGCGGUGUUGUCGGCGGCGUCGGAGUACUUUGCGGAAGCUUUUAAGGCGGAGGCGGCGGGUUCACAGCCGAGCGGUCUCAAUAUCCAGAUGGACAGGAAGCUGCCGGGGGAGGCAGCAGACAGACUCAAGGCUCCAUGGACGGAACUGGAGGUUAAGGCGGCUCUGGAUGGGCUCCCGAAGGGGAAAUCGCCAGGACAGGAUGGUCUGCCGGCAGAGCUCUUUAUCGGCCACUGGGAUCUGCUCAAAAACAGUUUCAUGGGUUUGGUCAGGAAGUUCGAUGAAACGGGGAAGUUGUCGGAUUCACUGACGACGGCGGUAACAGUCCUACUGCAUAAAAAAGGGGAGAAGGAUCUGCUCACGAAUUACAGACCGAUUUCGCUUCUCACCACUGUGUACAAGGUCCUUGCCAAGGUGCUGGCAAACAGGCUCAAGCAGGAGCUGCAUUUAAUCAUCUCGAAGGAGCAACAUGGCUUCAUACCGGGCCGCAGCCUGGCGGACGCAGUGGCGGUGGUGGCGGAUGCCAUAGAAGCGGCAGACAAUGACGGGGAGGAUUGGUACCUCCUGCUGGUGGAUUUCCAGAAGGCUUACGACACGGUGUCGCGGGAUUUCCUCUUCAAAACGUUGGAGAAGCUCGGACUGCCGGCGCAGUUUGUCGGUUGGACGGAAGGUCUGCAUCGGGGAGCAGGGACGAAGAUGGCGGUUAACGGGUGGAUCGGGGAGAAGGUGGAAAUGCAAAGAGGGGUGCGACAGGGGUGUCCCUUAGCGCCAUACCUGUUUUUAUGCGCCCUGGAGCCACUGUGCGCGGAGAUAAAGAGGCGCGGUCUGGGAGUCAAGGCGGAGGAAGGCGAAGCAGUGUCGUACGUGGGAUACGCGGACGAUACCUUGCUGAUCCUCAAGGGCGCCUGGUGUUGA
Molecule: messenger RNA, 1935 nt
Organism: Closterium sp. NIES-65
Lineage: Eukaryota; Viridiplantae; Streptophyta; Zygnematophyceae; Desmidiales; Closteriaceae
Source: the annotation of a GenBank genome assembly